Oryza sativa Japonica Group (Japanese rice) is the source of this 1117-nucleotide messenger RNA. RefSeq lists its product as uncharacterized. The record is from RefSeq and is a predicted model, not a curated record. NCBI's taxonomy places the organism in Eukaryota, Viridiplantae, Streptophyta, Magnoliopsida, Poales, Poaceae.
GGAUUGGCGAAUCUCGGUGAAGGGCCGGCGGGGCUCAUCGCCGAGCGCGUCCUCGCCAACGAUGUGGCUGACUACAUCCGCUUCCGGUCCGUGUGCCAGCCGUGGCGGCGGUGCUGCGCGGCGCCGCCGGCGGAUGACGCCUUGGACCGCCGCUUCCACCCGCGGCAGUGGCUCAUCCUCCCCGAGAAACCCCGCAUUCGCUACCACUGCCGCCUCCUCAACCUCUCCACCGGCGAGUGCAUCCUGGCGCACCUCCCGGAGUUCCGUGGCCACAGAGUAUUCAGCCCCUCCACGGAGGGCCUCGUCCUCCUGCUCCAUGAGAGCACCCAUGUCGCCCGCCUUCUAAACCCACUCACCCACCAGCUCACCGACCUCCCACCGGUCACCACUUUGUUGGACCUCCUUCUGCCGCUGUGUGAUCUCAGCGUGGACGGCUUUGGCCUCGCCGACGACCGCACGGUGGUGAUCCAUAACACAGUGUUCCUCGCCGUCGCCAAGCCCGGCGACAAGUGCUGGACGGCGGUCAACCUCAGCGAUUGUCUCCGGCCGAGCAUGUCAUUAGCGGGUCGCUUCUACGGCGUUACCAGCGAUGCCAUCAUGGUGGUGGAGGUCAGCCGGGAGAGCCAGACGCCGCAGCUGGUGGAGGCCGCCGACCUGACGUUGCAACACAGGUUCAGCAGGAUGCUCGGCAGCGCGCACCUGGUGGACAACAAUAUUGGCGAGCUGUUGCUGGUGCACCGUACCCUAAGUGGUAACAAGAGGUUGUACCAGGCGUACCGGGUGGAUUUGGAUGGGAGGAAGACGGUGCCUGUCCGUGGUCUCGGUGGUCGGGCCGUGUUCAUCGGCCAUGACUGCUCGCUAUCCGUGUCCCCUGCUACAUUCCCCUCGAUCGUUGGUGACGCCGUCUACCCGGGCUUCGACUGUGGGGAUAGAACUGGCCUGGAGCACAUCGAAGCCUAUCACCUGGCAGAUGGAACCAUUGAACACUCAUGCUAUGAAGACCCCGGCAAGGAAUGGGAACACCCUGUAAGUAUCGCUGAUUAUCUAUCCUCGUGGGUGUAAAUAAUAGGCUACGAUGCAGCAGUUGUAUCCAUCAUCUCAAGACUGUCCCCUGCAA